CAUCCGCCGCUGCUGCCUGAGCUCGGUCAGGUGUUCGUUGUACAGCGACGUAAACUUUGCAUUUGGAAAACUGAUUGGAUUUUUUUGUCGGGACAAACACAGUCGAGGCCAUGCUCAGACGGAUACUUCAAAUGACUCCUGGGAAGGGAGGCUCCCAGAAUGCAGAGUCAGAGCAGCCCAGCACAGACCUUAACCAUGAUCAGACGUCUGAGGGCUUCAUCUGUCCUCAGUGCAUGAAGUCUCACAACUCUGCAGAGGAGCUGUUCAAGCACUAUGAGCUGUUUCAUGACACCGGAGACCUGCCCGCUCAUGUGGCCCCCACUCGGGAAGACCUUACAAUGCUGCGACAAGAAGUUCAGGACCUGCAUGCUUCUCUCAAGGAGGAAAAGUGGUUCUCUGAAGAGCUGAAGAAGGAGUUAGACAAAGUCCAAGGACAACUGAAGCAAAAUGAUGGACAGAUGAGCUCAGAGGAUUCAACCCUUGAAAGGAAGUUGAACGAAGCAGAGACAGAAAAGUUCAACAUCAAGCAGAUGAAAGACCUGUUUGAGCAGAAGGCUGCCCAGCUGGCCACAGAGAUCGUAGACUUAAAGUCCCGCUAUGAUGAGGAGAGAAGCCUAAGGGAGGCUGCUGACCAAAGGCUGGGCAAACUGACCGAACAGCUACAGAAAGAGAAGCAGGAGAAUGAGAGACUCCAAACAGAGCUGCUGCAGCGACCGGGAGUGGAGGAUGUGGAGGUGCUGCAGAAGGAGCUGGUGCAGGUCCAGACACUGAUGGACAACAUGACCCGUGAGAGGGAGGAAGAGUCUGAGCGCCUCAAAACCCACUACGAGCAGCUGCAGGCUAAUUACACUACCUCAGAGAUGACCAUAUCCCAACUAAAAGCAGAGCUGGAGAAGGGUCCACAGGAAGCAGCUGUCUACACACAACAGAUCCACCAGCUGCAGAGCAGUCUGAAUAAUUUGCAGCAGCAAAGCCAGAGUAUGUCUGAAAAGCUUGCACGUAAGGAGAAAGAGUAUCAGGAACUGGAGGAGCGUCUGGGAGCUGAGAAAACUGCUAGGAAGGGAGCUCAAGGCAGCCUGAGAGAGAGGGAGCUGGAGGUUCAAGAGCUCCAGGCUCGGGCCACGGGGGCUGAAGCCUCCCUGCAGAAGUCCCAAACGGAACUUGGAGAAAAGGCUGCGGAGGUGGUGAAGUUGAAGAGUGAGAUCACGGAGCUGGAGGUGAAGCACGCAGAGCUAAAGGUUGAGAGGAAACAGCUGGAACAGCAAAGGGAAGAAAAAGACAGCCAAGGUGCUCAGCAGCAGACUGAGAUCAGUCAGCUGCACGCCAAACUGCUGGAGGCGGAGAGACAGCUGGGCGAGGUGCAAGGCCGUCUUAAAGAACAGAGGCAGCUGUCUGGGGAGAAACUGAAAGACCGCGAGCAGCAAGCAGCCGACCUGCAGCUCAAACUGUCCCGUGCCGAAGAACAGUUAAAGGAGAGUGCCAGUAAGAAUACAGACCUGCAGCACCAGCUGGAGAAAGCCAAGCAGCAGCAUACGGAGCUGCAGGCGCUGCAGCAAAACACCAACGGCAAACUCCGCGAGGCACAGAAUGACCUGGAGCAGGUGCUGCGUCAGAUCGGAGAUAAGGACCAGAAGAUCCAGAAUCUGGAGGCUCUGCUGCAGAAGAGUAAGGACAUAGUGACCCAGCUGGAAACUGAGCGAGAGGACUUGUGCGCCAAAAUCCAGGCUGGGGAGGGAGAGACCGCUGUGCUCAACCAGCUAAAAGAGAAAAACCAUGCACUACAAGAACAGGUCACGCAGUUAACAGACAAACUUAAGAACCAAUCGGAGAGCAACAAGCAAGCCCAGGAUAACCUUCAUGAGCAGGUCCAGGAGCAGAAGACCCUGGUGCGUUCAGCCCAGGACCGAGCCCACACCCUGGAGACCUCCGUCACUGAACUCACCGCCCAGCUGGCAGACAGCAAGGAGAAAGUAGCUCAGCUGGAUGCUCAGCUGAAGGCAAAGACAGAAUUGCUGCUAUCUGCAGAGGCCGCCAAGGCUGCACAGAAGGCUAACCUGGAAAACAACCUGGAGACUGCUCAGCAUGCACUGCAGGACAAGCAGCAGGAGCUGAACAAAGUUCAGAAGAAGGUGGAGGAGCAGGCCCAAAGGCUCAAGGAGAGACAGGAUCAGUCCACGCAGUUGGAGGCUAGUCUGAAGGAAUGCAAAGACAAACUAAUGGCCUCAGAACAGCGUACAGAGCAGCUAGAGGGACUCAAUAAGAAACUGGAGUCACAGGUUGGAGAGUUGCAGGUCACACGGGACCAGAUGCAGAAAGAAGUUCAGAAGCUGCAGAAGGAGGGGUCAGAGGUCAAACAAAAAGCCAAGGAGCUUCAGCGCUCGCUGGAAACGGAGAAAGCAGGGGCUACAACACUACAAGAGGAACUGAAGAAGAAAGAAACUGAUUUAAGUGACAUUCAGCAGCAGCUGGAGCGCAGUGAGCAGGACAAAGCUGCUCUGAAGAUGAACCUGGACAAGGUGACUCAGGAGGGAAAGACUAAGCAUGAGGAGCUGGACAAGAAAACUCAGAGCCUGACAGCAGACUUACAAAAGGUCCAGCAAGAGAAAGAGGCUCAAAAGAAGGAGCUUGCCUCUACGCAGGAGAGUCUAGGAAAGGCUGAUAAGGCUCUGAAAGAGAGUCGUAGUCAACUGGACACAGAGAGGAAGAACCACAAGUCAGCAAUGGAGGAGAAGGAAAAGUCCAAUGAGAAGGCCAGACAGGAACUUCUUAAGAAUAACGAGGCCAUCACAAAGGCGAUGAAAGCAUCUAAAGAGCAGUUGGAGCAGAUGGGAGAGGCGGAGAAAAAGUUAAAAGUGCAGCUGACGGCGUUGGAGCAGCAGCACUCAAAUACUCAGGGGGCACUGAAAGAAAGAGAGAAGCAGUUAGAGAAGCUGCAGGCACAACUUAAGACAGCUCAGGGGUCUUUUGAGGAGGAAACGAAGAAACUGAAGGGCCAAGUUGCAGAGCUACAAGAAGUUGAUGUCAAGAAGACUGAAGAGGAGAGUAAGCUGAGGGCCCAGGUGUCGGGGCUCGGCCAGGAGCUGGCCUCUCAGAACAGUCGGACGACAGAGCUACAGAAGGCCUUGGAGCAAAGCCAAGAGAGCCUCACUAAGCUUCAGUCUGACUUCUACGGCAAGGAGUCCGAAGUCUCUGCCCUGCGUCAAGACCUGAAGGCAUCCGGGGAGAAGCUGAGCUUGGCUCAGGAAGAGCUGGCCGCUAACCGCACCCAUCAGACAGGUUUAGAGGCUCAGAUCCAGGACCUGCAGAAGGUUCGGGGCUCGUUGGAGCAGGAGCUGGCAAAACGAGAUCAGAAGCUCCAAAAGCAAGAACAAUCCCUGAAGGAACUACAGAAGCAACAGGGUCAAGUAAAGGAGGAUCUGGAGAAGGAGAGGAGUAAAGUGGAGGAGCUGAAUAAAGCCAAGAGUGUCCUGGAAAAGAAUAACACACGACUGACUUCUGAAUUAAAAGCACUGACAGAGAAGAGCGAGAAGGAGCUGGCUGAGCUGCGGGAAGCCAAACAGCUGUUGAUCCAGCAGAAGCUGGAGCUGCAGGGUCAGGUGGAGACAGCACAGAAGACCCUCGAGCAGGAGCAGAAAGAGCACCAGGCCACUAAGGACAGCAGGAGCCAGAGAGAGGAGCAGCUCCUUGCACAAACUAAGGAUGUCCAGGAGCAAUUGUUGGCAGAGAAGCGAGCGAGAGAAGAGCAGGUGAAGCGUGGGGAGGAGGCAGAAGCUAAGAUGGGUGUUCAGGUGACGGCUCUGAAUGAAAACGUGGCCACGCUGAAGAGAGAGUGGCAGGGCAGUCAGCGGAGAGUCGGCGAACUGGAGAAGCAGACAGAUGAGCUGAGAGGAGAGAUCGCUGUGCUGGAGGCCACCGUCCAGAACAACCAGGACGAGAGACGGGCUCUUCUGGAGAGGUGUGUAAAGGGUGAAGGUGAGAUAGAGAAACUGCAGGCCAAGGUGGUGGAGUUGAGGAGGAAGCUGGACGACACGACUGCAGCCAUGCAGGAGCUCGGCAGAGAGAACCAGUCGCUCCAGAUCAAGCAGUCCCAGAGUCUGACCAGGAAGUGGGCCGAGGAUCACGAAGUGCAGAACUGCAUGGCCUGUGGGAAAGGCUUCAGUGUCACAGUCAGGAAGCACCAUUGCAGACAUUGUGGCAACAUUUUCUGCGCCGAGUGUUCAUCGAGGAACGCCCUCACGCCGUCCUCUAAAAAGCCAGUACGGGUCUGUGAGACGUGCUUUGAGGAGCUCCAAGGCUGAUCUCCUACUUCUUCCUUUACCUCCCCCAAACACCCCCACCUCUCUUACCCCCUUUCCCUCCACUUCCUCCUUUCCCUCCACUUCCUCCUUCAGCGAGCAGAAGAAGGCGCGUCUUUAUCAUAUUUAAUGUGCACUAUUAAGGACAGACCCAGUGCAAAGUCUCCCACCUGCGUGUGACUUCUGGCUCUGGUGUGGAGGGAAAUUACUGAAAUGUUUUAAUGAAGAGACACCAGAGCCACGUGGGUGGGACUGGUCGGGAUUGUCUGUAUCUGUUUUUGUGCCUUUGCUACUCCUGUGGACUGCCAGAGAGCGGAGACAGCGAGAACUAAACACCAUCCAUCUCUCUAUAAGUUCAUGUUCUCAUCUCCAUUGUUGUUUUGCAUCAUUAGCACGUGCAGGUGGUUUGCUGUGUACGUUGUAAGAUGUUGGGCAUCAGCUGUCAGGAGGCGUGUGAGGUCAGAGUGACUGGGAGAAAUAGAUAUUGUAAUGGUGAUGUUGAAAAUCACUGCUGCCCUACAAAGGUGAAUGCAAGUAACUAUUUUGUGAAGAAAAGACAAAUCUGUAAAUACUCAAUGUGACAUAUUUUCUGUGAAUAACUGCAUCAGUCUGAUCACUAAGAAACUGAAAUUCUGAUUUUUAUAGGAAGGAAGUUGAGCUCAUGUUAUCAGUAACAUGAAAAAAUAUUUUUGGGUAUUUUUCCAAUUCAACUGUAUGAAUAAGAAAGUGUGUUGAAAUAGUUUUUCUUAGGAGCAUGCUUCAAAUUUGCCUUCAAGAAAUCAUUAUUUGUGCUAUAUCUGAUUAAUAUUAUGACAACAGUUCAUUUUGCCCCAAACCAACACUUGUUGGUAUAUCAGCUGAAGUUUUAAUUUGAUGUUUUGUGGACAGGAUUUAGAGAUUUUAAUUUUAAGAAUAUGCAUUGUGUUUGGUAACGCAACAUUGGCAAAGACCACUGGAUCCCACUGUGUUGUUCGGUUUAAUAGGACAAAUCUUAAAGUGUAAAAAGAAACCCCCCCCCCCAAAAAAAAGAAAAACAAUCCAUCAGUUGAUUUAUGCACCAGCGAUUUUUCUGAACAGGCCGUCUGAUGAGUUACUGCAUGUUUCCUUUGUGCGGCAGCACAUUUGUGUAUUUGUUGAAAUUGAUGUAUUCAGCCUAUUUCAUGACCAAAGAAUGUCUGCAGCAGGAAUACAGCCGAGAUGAAAACCUUGAGCUUGUUUCAUAUUUCAGUAUUUUUCUAAGCGUCUCCUUGGAAGCGUUUAAGUUUUAAAUCACAGGGUCCUGCAUUUUUAUCUUGAACACAGCAUGUGUGACGACGACGUUCAAGGCUUUUAUGUACAGUCAGUUUUUGCUGUGCCACAUUUCUCUUUGCGUGUUAAUUUUUUUGCAAAUUGUGGUGCUUUCUGCAGACUGUUAAUGCAGUCAUUGAAGGUGCCUGCAUGUUUAUUUUUUAAAAUUUUGUUCUCUUGCUGCUUGUCUGCACUCAGCAGCACUGACUACUGCUGGAGCUGUGUGUGCGUGUGUGUGUGUGCUUUUAAGCAAUAACUGUAGCUGUGUGUGAUGUUGCUGUAACAGAGUGUGUGUUUUAGUGUUUAGGCCUGCUGUGUGUCUGCCGAGUUGCACUGUAUGAACGUUGGCUUCUCAGAACCUCAGUAUCUCUCUGGCGAGAUGUUGGUGCUGCUUUCAGGUGCAGCAGUUGCUGUUGGUUCUCUGUCCAACCUUUAUGCAGCCGAGGACACUGUAAAAGUUCAUUUCUGCUUUGUAUAAUUUAUAAUUGUUGACAGAUAUCGGUAGGUAAGAUCUUUUGUGCAAUUGUCCAAGGACUGGAGCAGGCGAAAACACUGUAAGCCAGGCGACAGUGCAGGCAGUUCUGGCAUUUUGCAACAACCAGCUUGUUUCAGGCUUUGGCUUACCAAAUUAGCUCUUUAUGCUUGUAUGCUAAAAAAAAAAGUCCAUCUCAGUUGCAAGCGCUCAAGAACACCUGUCUCUUUUUGUGUUGCUUUGGUUUUGUUAUGUCUACCUCAGAUUGGCACAGGAAAGCACUAUUUCUAAACCUUAGAGAUCACAAAUAUUGUGACAUUGCCUGCAUUUGAUCAAGGAUUUGUGAUUUAUCUAUCAAGCUGUACAGUCCCUUAAAACCUAGAGAUGAUUUGCACCUUAUUGUACUGUGGGCUCUUCAGUAUGAGAACACAGCCACAAAUGUAGGACCACAAACUUUAUACAAGCUUCAGCAUUUCUAGCCCCGAUGUACUUAACUGCUCAUCAAUACUAAGGCUGUCAUAAUUAUCUUUGUAAAUGUUUGUAACGAAAGAGAAAAAGGAAAUAUAUAACACUUGUGGAUGUAGAAACACAGUUGAAAAUGUGUGUGAACUCAUCAGUGUCUUACUCUUUUUUUUUUUUUUUUUUUUUUU
Messenger RNA from Plectropomus leopardus (leopard coralgrouper), 6704 nucleotides. RefSeq names its product early endosome antigen 1 (gene eea1). The record is from RefSeq and is a predicted model, not a curated record. Gene Ontology annotation, molecular function: metal ion binding; 1-phosphatidylinositol binding. Gene Ontology annotation, biological process: endocytosis. Gene Ontology annotation, cellular component: early endosome. NCBI's taxonomy places the organism in Eukaryota, Metazoa, Chordata, Actinopteri, Perciformes, Serranidae.